Molecule: messenger RNA, 1062 nt
Organism: Penicillium samsonianum
Lineage: Eukaryota; Fungi; Ascomycota; Eurotiomycetes; Eurotiales; Aspergillaceae
Exons: 2
Coding region: 1-1062 (353 amino acids)
Source: RefSeq, a predicted model, not a curated record
AUGGCAAAGACUCUGGAGGAAUUCGCUCAAUUAGAGCCACUCUGGGAUAAAGCGAUCCAAUCUCCAGCGGAAAUUUCAACCGAGGAAAAGCACCGAAUGAUGGAAUGGCCGCCUCGUGCGGAGAUGGAAGACACCACCCAGAAAGCCCUCGGAAUUUCAGUCGACGAACUGGUUCAAAAGGCUGCCACGACUCCAGAGUCUCUAACAUACCCGGAAUGUCGUCUGAUACGUGACAAUUUCCGUAUGUUGGGAUACAGGGACCUGAGUGAUCGAUGGGAAUGGCCGUUUAUGCGGCCCGAUCUUCAAACCAAGAAAAGGCAAGCAGAAGAGGCAGCCUUGCCAUCACUGGAGCGAGAGGCCAUUCGGAACUUAAACGAGGUCUUCUACGAGAAUGAAACGACAGAGCUUGGCGCAAGACAUGCAAAGCGAAAGCCACUAGUAUUCGGUAUGCCGCCCGAGUGGAUACAAAGAAUCAUCGACCAAGGGGAUGACAAGAGUUGGGGCUAUGUAUUCUACCAUCACAAAGAUAUAGCCGGAUGGAAGGAAUUUUUGGAGCUCUUUAAUAGCAUGCUCGAUAUGGGUCCAUUUCUUGAUGGGGCCACAGAAAUUAAAGAUUUCAAAUUGGCGCAAUUUAUCCUAUUCGAGACGGCAGAAAGUGACAUCAGCCAUCUGCGACAGGAUUUUCUCAGUCGGCGCGAGAGAGGCGAUUUAAGGACUGGAAUCCUCAAGAACGUGUUCUUCUUGUUAACAGAUGAAGCUCGACAAUCAUUUGCCACCUAUGGGGAUGAACAGUUUGUUGGUUAUGUUUGGGCGAUCGACCCUGAGUGGUCUUCUUCGGGUCCCGAUGGGGAUGGUUACGACGGCCGACUCAAAAUCAAUGCACCCCAAAUCUUCUGGCGGUUCUACGAGUUCAUGUCGAGCCCUGACCCCUCUUUUUCACUCAAGAAUAUUUGGCGUGACUUUCAUGCUGUCAAUACCGAAAAAACAUAUCCUAGAUGCUUUCCGGAGCCGACUGCGUGGCAUUUCACGAACCUUGAUAAGCCCGCCUGGCCUUUCAACUAA